Messenger RNA from Limulus polyphemus (Atlantic horseshoe crab), 2204 nucleotides. RefSeq names its product xaa-Pro aminopeptidase 1-like. The record is from RefSeq and is a predicted model, not a curated record. Lineage: Eukaryota; Metazoa; Arthropoda; Merostomata; Xiphosura; Limulidae. Gene Ontology annotation, molecular function: metalloaminopeptidase activity.
AUGUUGAAUUGUUUUAUUCUAGCAGCAGCAGUACCUAAAGUGUCGCCUGUUGAUGCAGAAUGUAAGAGAUCUACUAAAGAAGUAUGUGAAAGUGAUCGUCUAGCCUGUCCAGAGAAUAUUGAUCAGCCCCCUACUGUCAGAACCAACACGUCAGACCGUCUGCGAAGUCUUCGAGAAGUUAUGAAGCUGUCUGGUUAUGAUGCAUACAUCAUUCCUUCCGAAGAUGAUCAUCAGAGUGAAUAUGUCAGUGAAUACGAUAAGCGGCGGAAGUAUAUCUCGGGAUUUACAGGAUCAGCAGGAAUUGCAGUAGUACUUCAGGCAGAAAAUGAAGGUGCUGCCCUCUGGACAGAUGGCAGGUAUUUUUUGCAAGCUGAUGAAGAAUUGGAUUGCAAUUGGUUGCUGAUGAGAUUAGGUCUGUCAAAAACGCCUAAAAUUUCAGAAUGGUUAUCAAGCAAACUUUCAGAAGGAGCAACUGUCGGAGUAGAUGCUAGGCUUAUCACCUACACAAGGUGGCAAAGGUGGCAAAAAGAACUCAAAAAAUAAUAUUACAGUCUGAUAGGAGAGCCAAAAAACCUUGUCGAUAAUAUUUGGACAGUUGCUCAAGGGCGACCUCAAGAGUCCAGAAAUCCCAUAUUUAUUCAAGAAUUAAAAUAUGCUGGGAAAAGCUGGGAGACCAAGAUGGCGGAUCUCCAAGAGGCACUAAAGGUUAAAGGUGCCAAUGGAACAAUUGUAACAGCUUUAGAUGAUAUAGCAUGGCUGUUCAACCUUCGAGGUAGUGACAUUCCUCACAACCCAUUCUUCAAAGCCUAUGCGUUUAUUUCACCAGAACAAAGCCGGUUGUAUGUUAGAAAAGAUAUAAUAACACCAGAAGUAAGAAAACACCUCAAACUUCAAGACUUCGACGAGAAAAACCACGUAUAUAUCGAAGAGUACGACCGUCUGGUCAGUGACAUUCCUAACGUUUUAGAAAAAUGCGAUAAGAUUCUAAUUUCUCCAAAAUCCAGUUACUAUGUUCACAGUAUCGUACCUCAGGAUAAAAAGGUUGUCGACGAGUCACCUAUAGUGAUGAUGAAGGUCAUCAAGAACGAGGUUGAAAUUGAAGGGAUGAAAAAUGCACAUCUGCGAGAUGCUGUUGCUCUUAUUGACUUCGUCUCACUGCUUGAGGAAGAGGUAAAAGCUGGGAUACCCUGGGACGAGAUUAAAGCAGAAGAAGAACUAUCGAAGCGCCGAUUGGAACAACCUUUGAACAAGGGAGACAGUUUCUCGGCUAUUUCUGCAUCAGGACCCAACGGAGCUGUUAUUCAUUAUUCAUCAAAGCCGGAAACAAAUAGAAGCAUUGACACAGAAAAUAUUUACCUUUUGGAUUCUGGUGGCCAGUAUAUAGACGGAACCACCGACGUUACAAGAACAUUUCACUUUGGAUCACCUUCCGAUUUCCAAAAGGAAACGUACACCAGAGUUCUGAUGGGAGCAAUUGAUUUAGCAUCAUUCGUUUUUCCCGACGGAACACGAGACAAAGACCUUGACAUUUUGGCCAGGAAAUACUUAUACGAAGCAGGUCUUAACUAUAACCAUGGAACCGGUCAUGGCAUAGGUGCCUUCCUCAGUGUUCACGAAUUUCCUCCACGAAUCUUUUCAACUUAUCCAGACAUUAACGUGGUACUCAAAGCUGGAAUGUUUUGUUCGGAUGAACCAGGAUAUUACGAAAAAGGACAGUUUGGAAUUCGUUUGGAAAAUAUCAUUAUGGUUACAGAAGCUAAAACUGAAUAUAAUUUCGGCGGGAAAACCUACUUCACAUGGGAUCCGAUUACUGUAGUUCCGUUUGAGCCUAAUCUUAUCAAGAUUGAAAUGCUGAAUGAACACCAGGUCAAUUGGUUAAAUGAUUACCAUCAAAAGGUGCGCCAUCUGGUGGGUAAGGAACUUCUAGCGCAAGAUAAGAGAAGAGCUUACGCCUGGAUGAUGAAUAAAACUGAACACAUUCCCUACCACCCAUGUCAGCGUUUGGUUAAAAAUCUGGAAUAGCUAACAAAUAGUUUCGACAGCUAUACUGAUUAAAUUGUAAAUUUAUUUUCUUAUAACUAUACAAAUAUUGAACUUUUGCCAACAUAUUUUAAUGCUGUUUUUCAUUGUGAAGUUUGUUUAUUAGAUAAAACUUGCGUAGCAAAGGUUUUUGUUGUUGUUUUUAAAUCUCAAAGAUUUAUAUA